Solanum stenotomum is the source of this 1384-nucleotide messenger RNA. Its product is annotated as dnaJ protein homolog. The transcript has 6 exons. Bases 55 to 1314 code for a protein of 419 amino acids. Gene Ontology annotation, cellular component: cytosol; cytoplasm. Gene Ontology annotation, molecular function: ATP binding; Hsp70 protein binding. Gene Ontology annotation, biological process: response to heat; protein refolding. NCBI's taxonomy places the organism in Eukaryota, Viridiplantae, Streptophyta, Magnoliopsida, Solanales, Solanaceae. The record is from RefSeq and is a predicted model, not a curated record.
GUUUUGUUCUUUUAAUUAAUACUAUUCUUGAAAAAAACUUGAAAAUUGAAGAGGAUGUUUGGAAGAGGAGGAAAAAAAAAGAGUGAUAAUACAAGGUUUUAUGAAAUCUUGGGUGUUUCCAAGAAUGCUUCAGAAGAUGAAAUCAAGAAAGCUUAUAGAAAAGCUGCUAUGAAGAAUCACCCUGAUAAGGGUGGUGACCCUGAAAAGUUUAAGGAGCUAGCUCAAGCUUAUGAGGUCUUGAGUGACUCACAGAAGCGUGAGAUUUAUGAUCAGUAUGGAGAAGAAGCACUGAAAGAAGGAAUGGGUGGUGGUGGUGGCACACAUGAUCCAUUUGACCUCUUUAAUUCCUUCUUUAGUGGAAGUCCUUUUGGAGGUGGUGGUGGUCGUAGAGGACAAAGAGAGAGGAGGGGUGACGAUGUAGUGCAUCCAUUGAAGGUGUCGCUAGAGGACCUAUACACUGGGAUAAGCAAGAAACUCUCGCUUUCACGCAAUGUUAUUUGCUCCAAGUGUAGUGGCAAGGGGUCAAAGUCUGGUGAUUCAAUGAAGUGUUCUGGUUGUGAAGGUACUGGUAUGAAGGUUUCAAUCAGACAACUUGGCCCUGGAAUGAUCCAGCAAAUGCAGCAUCCUUGUAAUAAAUGCAAGGGUACCGGAGAGACAAUUGAUGAUAAGGAUCGUUGUCCUCAAUGCAAAGGUGAAAAAGUGGUACAGGAGAAGAAAGUCAUUGAAGUCCAUGUUGAAAAAGGAAUGCAGAAUGGACAGAAAAUUACAUUCCCUGGCGAGGCUGAUGAAGCGCCUGAUACAAUUACUGGAGAUGUAGUUUUCGUUCUCCAGCAGAAAGAACACCCGAAGUUCAAGAGGAAGGGUGAAGAUCUGUUUGUUGAUCACACAUUGACCUUAACUGAGGCACUGUGUGGCUUCCAGUUCAUAUUGACACACUUGGAUGGCAGACAGCUCCUCAUAAAAUCAAAUCCUGGAGAAGUUGUCAAACCUGAUCAAUUCAAGGCGAUCAAUGAUGAAGGAAUGCCAAUUUACCAGAGGCCAUUCAUGAAGGGUAAACUGUACAUUCAUUUCACUGUGGAAUUCCCGGAUUCGUUGAGCCUGCCACAGGUGCAGCUUCUGGAGGCAAUCUUACCACCAAGACCUACAUCACAGUACUCAGACAUGGAACUGGAUGAAUGUGAGGAGACCACAUUGCAUGAUGUGAAUAUGGAGGAGGAAAUGAGAAGGAAACAAGCUGCACAACAAGAAGCAUAUGAUGAGGAUGAAGAGAUGUCUGGUAGUGGAGGACAGAGAGUACAGUGUGCUCAACAGUAGAUGUAGAAAGAUUUACCAGUUUGAACUUUGCUUAUAGUUUAGUUUGGUUUACUGUAUUCUGUUGUUUUGG